Zootoca vivipara (common lizard) is the source of this 11853-nucleotide messenger RNA. The record is from RefSeq and is a predicted model, not a curated record. Lineage: Eukaryota; Metazoa; Chordata; Lepidosauria; Squamata; Lacertidae.
AAGAGCUGGCUUGUGCUUUUGUAUCACAGAGCUCCGAAAGAUGGCUUUCUGGGCGAUGGUCCUAUGUGCCGUCCUGGCAUGCAUAUUGGGGGGGCUCUAUCUGGUGGGGGCGUUCCGCCAGAGGAGAGCCAAAGAGCCCCCUUUAGAUAAAGGCCUCAUCCCGUGGCUUGGACAUGCAUUGAGCUACCGAAAGGACGGUGUUGACUUCUUGCAAAGGAUGCAGAAGAAGCAUGGAGAUAUCUUCACGGUCCUGCUUGGAGGAUAUUAUUUCACCUUUGUGAUGGACCCACUCUCCUAUGGAGCUAUUGUGAAGGAAGCAAGAACCAGGCUGGAUUUCAAUGCCUUCGCCACACAACUUGUGGCCCAAGUGUUUGGUUUUAAACCUGAAAUAAGCACUCAUAAGAUAAUAGAGACAGCCAGCGUAAAGCACCUCAAGGGCAAUGGGCUCGUGGUGAUGACCCAGGCCAUGAUGGAAAGCCUGCAUAGAGUAAUGGGCCACAACCUGAGUUCGGCAGGAGGGCAGAAGUCCUGGAAACAGGACGGACUGUUCCACUUCAGCUACAACAUGGUCUUUAGGGCUGGAUAUCUAGCCCUGUUUGGAAAUGCAACCAGCAAAGGUGAAAAGAACAAAGGAGAUGCCGAGAGGCAAGACUUAACUGGCUCUGAAGAUGUGUUUGUAGAGUUUCGCAAAUAUGAUAAACUCUUCCCAGGAUUUGCUUCUUCCACGCUGUCUCAUGGAGAGAGAAAAGAAGCUGAGUCUCUGAAGAGACUCUUCUGGAAAAUCAUGUCUGUGAAGGAUGUCUAUGAGAGGAGUAACAUCAGUGGUUGGAUAAGUGACCAGCAAGAGCAGCUGGCCGAGGCUGGCAUGCCCGAAUACAUGCGGGAUAGAUUUCUGUUUCUGCUCCUGUGGGCAGCUCAAGGUAAUACUGGCCCAGCUUCCUUCUGGCUUCUUGCCUACCUGAUGAAAAACCCCAAGGCAAUGGAUGAGGUGAGGAAAGAAGUGGACAGAGUGGUGGGAGAAUCUGGCCAGGAAGUGAGGGCAGGGGGCGCAGUGCUUAAUGUCACCAAGGAGAUGUUAGACAAGACCCCCAUCUUGGACAGCGCUGUGGAAGAGACUUUGAGACUGGCAGCAGCCCCUAUGCUGGUCAGGGCUGUGGUGGUGGACCUAGAACUCAAGAUGAACGAUGGAAGACAAUAUCUCCUGCGCAAAGGAGACAGAGUUGCCCUUUUCCCCUUUGUGGCAGCACAUAUGGACCCGGAAAUCCACCCAGAUCCCCAUGUUUUCAAAUAUGACAGGUUCCUCAGCCUACACGGCAGGAAAAAGGAAUUCUAUAAGAAUGGGGAAAAGGUGAAAUAUUUCACCAUGCCAUGGGGUGCAGGGACUUCCAUGUGCCCUGGGCGAUACUUUGCUACCAAUGAGGUUAAGCUCUUUGCCUUCCUGAUGCUGACAUACUUUGAUAUGCAGCUGGUUAACACGGAGGAGGAAAUCCCUCCUGUGAUCAAGAACCGCUAUGGGUUUGGUGUGAUGCAGCCCACACACGAUGUUCAGUUCAGGUAUCGACUUCGCCACUGAAGGUAGGAGGCAGGGGCAUCUUCAGGCCAAAGUAAGUUUAACAAGAGAUCAAAUGUAUGUUUCUGGAUGUGGGUAAAAGCUCAUGGGAGAACGUAGCGCUUGCACAGAAUGUUUGGUAGAAGCCAUUAUCGUUUAACAAGUCGUUUUAUCCUACAGUUUUAUUUCCCCAUUGUUAUGGAAUUAAGUGCAGGCUGUGGGCCUCAUAACUUUUUAAAGUGUGGUGGAAUUGAUAGCAUGCAAGCUAAUAGUCUGUGCUAGCAUUUAUCUAUCUAAGGCACCAAUCUCCUUUCAAAGCAGUGGAGUUAAGGGUUAGCAGAACAGCACUAUCAAGUGGCGGUGGGUUGCUCGAUCGUUCUCACACUAAGAUACUUUCAUCUGCAACUUCUUCUUCUGGUUAAGACUUUUAAUCCUUAGGAGGAAAGAUGAGGACCCCAGUUAGAAUCUCAUGUCAGCUAUGCACUCACUGGGUGCCCUUUGGCAAGCCAGGUGUAUCUCAUUGUCUUUGGGCUUGUACACAAUUCCAUUUGUCCCAUGCCUAGAAAGCAUGGGUCUGAAUUGUUUCCCCAUUGUCCCACUUAAUUCCCAGGGAAAACACACUCCUUGGCUUUGAAUCAGAAAGAAAACGUCAAUCUGCAGAAAACCCAAUUGCCGUUUGUUGCAAUUGAGCACUAAAGAGUGGCUUUCCCCAGAGAAAGCAGCAGGACAAGACAAAGUGUGAAUAAGCCCUCUGUCUCUAUCCCCAAUCUGAAGUGAGGUGUGUGUGUGUGUGUGUGUGUGUGUGUGUGUGUGUGUGUGUGUGUAGAACCAGGUACUCUGUUCCCCCCUUGCUUUGUGCACCCUGAACCCACAUUUGCACUUGCCAGCAACAUGGAAUGUCCUAACUUUAGAAUUCAAAAGCUUCACCCGGACACUUUUUCUUACCCAGCAUACAACACACAUCCUGCCUAGUAGGUCCUAAACUGUUCUUCUUCUAAUUCCCAUCUAAUGGUACUAUGCAAUGUCAGCCUUUUCCCUCAGAAAGGCUUGGACUGAAUUGAAUUGCCAUUUGUUCCAGUUCAGCAGUAAAGAGCAGGUUUUUGUGGGGAAAGCAGUGGGGGGGGGGAGAAGAGAGAGAAGCACUCAGGCACAGUGCUUUAGAGUGCAGAACUGAGCCUAGAAACGCGGCACAAAAGGAAAUCUAGAUGAGCCCUAAGAUAGGAAUAUAGAGGGGAUUGCUUUCAUCCCAAGCAGCUCAUUUCCCAGUAGCUUCACUCUGCAGUUGAUGUCAGCAAGCAGAAUGGGCCUACACCAAAUAAGGACACAAGCUGUUCUGUACACUAGCUACCUUUCAUAACAUGUACAGUACUGGACUUUGCCUCAUUAUUUGCAAGGUGCAAGAGUUCAAGGUAUACGUCAACAUUCGUCUUUGCACCUGCAAUCAACUUUAUCUCUUUUAUUUAUUGUAGCGCAAGACAAUGUCCCCUGGGCCAAGCUGUGACUCUAGGUCCAGUAUCAUGAAAGUCACAUAUCUAUUGAUGACAUGAGUACUCUUAGAUAUAAAGGCUUAAGCGUAAUUAAGAAUGCAUGCUUUUAACUGCUUUUAUUUCCCCCACAUCAUCUGCUCUCAACUUAUAUGGAAAAUACCCCCUCUGUGCUGCUCCUAUGUUUUGUAAUUUUGAUUAUUAUUAUUUUGUUUGUCUGUACCUUUGUUUCUACACGAAUGUAAAACCUUUAAAAUUGAAAAGGAAUACUUACGAGAAAUGAAUGGAAUAUGAGGAAACAAUAAAGAUCAAGAUAAAGCAACUGUGUUGGGCAGGUUGAUUAGACAUGUAAUAAAAGGAGCCGUAUCAUGCAGAGUGAUUUGCUAACUGGCUGUUUCAACUGUGUGCAUUAAUUUUCAUCCUAAGAAACCAUUUCAAUCUGUCAUAACAUAGUCAGCACCAACAACUCUGGCAUAAAAUCUUUAUUAAAAUAAUUUAUUUAACAAAACAGCUCAAUAUUCAUAAAUAUCUUUAGUUGUGCUCAAAAUACAUGCAAGUAGGAAAAAAGGUAAGUCACUUCAUUCACAUCAUAUACAUAAGAAAAGACGCUGUUAGUCUGGAUGCUGCUAGUAGAGUAAAAAUACAAACCCUACAUUAAGAUACCUUCCUCCUCAAAUGAUGUUUACCUCCACUGAUCAACUAAAACUUCAAACUGAUUAAAACCACGACAACUUCAGAAAAGGAGCCAGCUCGUAAGCCAAGACCUUUCCUCCCUGUGAACUUUUAGCUCAGCUUGCCUUGCAUGUAGGCUAUUUUACAGAAGAAAACUUCUGACAGCAGAAAUAGUUUUCUUCAAGUUUUCUCAACAUCCAGACUUUCUGCACUAACACUUGUUGGCUUGAUUAAAGCUCCUCUAAAGACAUCAAGGCAAAGUGGCUUGAAGAAAAGGAAAUGGGAUAAACUAUACCUUAGUUCUUAGUUUGUUAUCUCAAGGCCUAGUUCCUUCACCCAAGUCCAUGGAUUUCUGCUAGUACUUAACCAGAAUCAGUCUGGUUCACAACCAGUCACAUUUUUUACAGCCUUGGUAAAGGUAAAGGACCCCUGGACGGUUCGGUUUGGCCUCUUGAAUGUGUGUGCGUGGAAUCAAAAGGUCAGAAAUAAUUCAGCUGCUUUGUUCAGAGAAUAGUCUGACAUAUUCUUCUGGCAUAUUCAAAAAAAAUUCAACAAUAUAAGGGAUAUAGAUUGCCAAUCAAACUGGCUGAAAACAACAGGUUUCCAAGGCGGUGCAUAAAUUUGGUUGUUCCAGAAGAAAUACCACAUCAAGUCCAGCUAGCACAGCAAAAGAGGGAAUAUACUGAUGGCAACUGAGAUCACAAUGGUGCCAAACAAGGAAUAAUUUAGCCAGAUAACAGAAACUUGUGUCUUUGCUUGGAAGUCAUCCUGGAUUGCAAGGCCAGCCCACUACAUGUGCUACAGUAAAAGACCUCAAAUACACUCGCAGAUAAGACUAUGAAAUAUUCUCAUAUAUGGACAAAACUCUUUGCAUGCGAAAAUGAUGCACUUAAGUGGCAUUUUUGACUCUCUAGCUGCUUAUAAUUAAUGGGAUCAUCAAGCAAUGAUUCAUAGCCGAUAGGGUGCUAGAAGUACUUUUGUGGGCACCCCUAGAGAAGUACAAGGUAAUCUGCAUUAACAUAUCUUAUUAUAUUGUACCCACAGCAAGUUAACUCCUGUGUUUUUUUCAGUAAUAGGUUCCAUUAUUCCUGCAGGCUCGCCCACAUUUCUCUCACAUAUCUGGUCACGAUCACCAUGUUUGUUCUGCUAGGGACUAGCUACACCCUUACCAAGUCUGAAGUUAACCACAGAGAACAAGCGAAUGGUUCCUUUGCUGCAGAGCUUUCCAAACUGUGUGUUGCAACAUGUUGUGUCAGCUGCGGUGUAGAGGUGUGUCACAUGAAGACUUCCAACACUCCUCCCUAGGGCUGGAAAGGGGUUAGUUUAACCUCCAGCUUGCUAUUAAAACUGUGUCGCGAUAUGAUGCAUGUCGAAAAAGUGUGUCACCAAUAUGAACUGUUUGGAAAGCUCUGCUUUACUGAAACAGUGUUUCUCUGAAAUAUAGCACAGGUAGCUUGUAACAGAGAGCUAGUAUACAAAGUACUAUAAAGGCCAUAAAGACGGACAACCCAAUCAGCUGAAAGCAACAGGUUUUGAAUGAAGUUUGAAGCAGCACAGUAUCAAGCCAGGCUUCCACAGCACAAUGGGAGGGGGAUUUGAUUACAGCUUAGAUUAUAAUAAUAUUCAAUAAGAAAUCCAUUUCCUGAACUGUCAAAACAAGUUUCUUAGCUAGACAGUCAUUCUGGCCAACAUUACUCCAAGCCCCAAAGGAGGUUCUUGGUUGCAUCGAAGGAUCACAGCUUGCUCGUAUUUUACAGACUCCUGUUGACAAAUGAAUGGUAUGUUUUACGACAUUCUCUCUCUUUUUUAGCUGUUGAGCACCAGUGUUCAAUUUAGCUCAGAGAGUUUAUAAAAUUGUGGAACCCAUGAGUUACCUUGGAAAGCCUCCAAAACUGACAAGUACACAAUCACCAAAGAAAGAGAUUCCAGAAGUUUUUUUUUCCAGAUUCCCAUAAUGUUUCAUCUAAACCAUUAUUACUGCCUCCCACCUUAAGUACACCACAAUUGUUCCACUCCAUAAUGACAUCUUCAGAUAAACAAUAGUGUAGGAUAAAUGAGAGAUGUGCAUGACCUGCAACUUGGUAUCCAUCCAUGAAAAUACGGGUUGUGAUUACUGUGGAUACAUAAAUACGCAGAUGAGCAGCAAUCUUUUGACUCACACCUAAUUGUGACCAUCCCCUUUCAGUCCAGAAGCCAGAAAUUAUAAUAACACAUUCCUAGGUGUGAGUAGGAUCAUGUGGAAAUGGAAGUCUGAAAGCGAUUCUCUCCGAAUGUGCUUCACUACACGGUCAUCAGGCCAUACUUGGAACAGAGUAGAGCCCUUUUUCUUUCCCGCUCAGCUAGAAAGUUCCUCAGUUUAGUGGUGGAGAAAUUAACUGUUGCUUGUUGCCUCUCAUCCAAGCCUGUUUCCUGCAGCCAUGGAGACUGAAGGCAUUCAGAUGCUGUUGGCCGCCUCCUAGUAGAGAAAAAGAAUGACAGGUCCUAGAAUCAGUUGUUUUGCUAAUCUCCAAGUGAAGGGAACUAAUUCUGCUCACAGUCAUGGGAUAGACCAGGCAUCCCCAGACUGCGGCCCUCCAGAUGUUUUGGACUACAAUUCCCAUCAUCCCUGACCACUGGUCCUGUUAGCUAGGGAUCAUGGGAGUUGUAGGCCAAAACAUCUGGAGGGCCGCAGUCUGGGGGUGCCUGGGAUAGACUCUAUACUUUACCCCUGCUGAGUAUUAUAGUGAUUAUUCCACCAUGCUUGGGGAGCGGCCUCAGCUCAGCAGAAGAACACAAUCGGAAGCCGGGGGGGGGGGAGAGAAAUAAACUCUCUUACUUCUCCGUUUAAAAGGAUUUCAGGUAGAUCUUGGGGGGGACUCUUGCCUGAAGCAUUAGAGAACUACUGCCAGUUGCGUGGGAUGGACAGAAGGAUGUUGUGAUGUAUUGGAAGUGUGCUUGCCUGUGAGUGCACUGCACCCAACUAGUGAUGUGUUACAGACAAGUGACGUCUGCUCUUACUACCUGCAGAAUUCAGCAGAGCCAAGUAGCCGGAGAACAUGCCAGUGCCUACCACCAUUAUUUUGGGAUGCUAGGUUUUUGCUUGCCCCAAAUAGGGGAUGAAUGAGUGGUCCAUUGUAGCCUAGUCUCACCAUACUCCAUAGAAUCAUAGAGUUGGAAGAGACCACAAGGGCCAUCCAGUCCAACCUCCUGCCAAGCAGGAAACACCAUCAAAGCAUUCUUGACAGAUGGCUAUCAAGCCUCUGCUUAAAGACCUCCAAAGAAGGAGACUCCACCACACUCCUUGGCAGCAAGUUCCACUGUCGAACAGCUCUUACUGUCAGGAAGUUCUUCCUAAUGUUUAGGUGGAAUCUUCUUUCUUGUAGUUUGAAUCCAUUGCUCCAUGUCAGCUUCUCUGGAGCAGCAGAAAACAACCUUUCUUCCUCUUCUAUAUGACAUCCUUUUAUAUAUUUGAACAUGGCUAUCAUAUCACCCUUUAACCUUCUCUUCUCCAGGCUAAACAUGCCCAGCUCCCUAAGCCGUUCCUCAUAAGGCAUCGUUUCCAGGCCUUUGACCAUUUUGGUUGCCCUCCUCUGGACACGUUCCAGCUUGUCAGUAUCCUUCUUGAACUGCGGUGCCCAGAACUGGACACAGUACUCCAGGUGAGGUCUGACCAGAGCAGAAUACAGUGGUACUAUUACUUCCCUAGAUCUAGAUGCUAUACUCCUAUUGAUGCAGGCCAGAAUUGCACUGGCUUUUUAAGCUGCUGCAUCACACUGUUGACUCAUGUCAAGUUUGUGGUCUACCAAGACUCCUAGAUCCUUUUCACAUGUACUGCUCUCAAGCCAGGUGUCACCCAUCCUGUAUUUGUGCCUUUCAUUUUUUUUUUGUUGCCCAGGUGGGAUUGUGUUUGCAGAGGGGAGGGAAAUGGGGCAUACUGGCAAAUACCAGCAGAAAGGAGAGGGUGGAAGAUCUAAAAGGUUUCCCUGCCUUCUCCAUCUCUUCCUUUUCCACAGUGCUGAGGUGGCACCCAGUCCGGGUGAUAUUGGGUGGUUGAUAUUGGCUGGCAUUGACUAGGAAUUUUUGUCUUCUCCUGUGAUUGGCUGGCAGAAGGGGAUUUUCUUUGCCUGCUCUAUACUGCAUGACAACCUUAGAGCAAUGAGUGGUGGGCACUGAAUAAUGAGGUUUAUUGCUUUUAUCGACUUUUGGUCACUUAGCAGGUGUUGCGCAGGAAAGAGGGGGGCACAAAUGGUGAGAACGCAGAGGCAUUUUUCUGUUGAACUGUGAUUCUAGAGACGAACACAGGGCUCGUUAACUCAUGGGGCUUUUGAAGUUAACCAUCCCUUUGAGUUAUGUGGCUUGAAGGGGGCAUGAAUCAGGAACACCUCCCUCCUCGCCUUAAGGGUGUGGCGGGGGUGGGAAGUUGCUGGGAAUAAGGCUAGCUUGACUUCCCGCAGGGUAGACUCACAUACUGUCUAACUUCCAUUACACAGGUUGAAAGUUUUAUAAAUUACUAAGAGGCUCCUCACACACACACACUAAGAAUUGAUGCUUUUGAAUUAUGGUGCUGGAGGAGACUCUUGAGAGUCCCAUGGACUGCAGGAAGAUCAAACCUAUCCAUUCUGAAGGAAAUCAGCCCUGUGUGCUCACUGGAAGGACAGAUCCUGAAUCUGAGGCUCCAAUACUUUGGCCACCUCAUGAGAAGAGAAGACUCCCUGGAAAAGACCCUGAUGUUGGGAAAGAUAGAGGGCACUUAGGAGAAGGGGACGACAGAGGACAAGAUGGUUAGACAGUGUUCUCGAAGCUACGAACAUGAGUUUGUCCAAACUGCGGGAGGCAGUGGAAGACAGGAGUGCCUGGCGUGCUCUGGUCCAUGGGGUCACGAAGAGUCGGAUACGACUAAACGACUAAACAACAACAACAAGAGGCUCCUGUGGCACAACACAUCAGUGUUUCAGGCUGUUAACCAGGUUGGUGGUUCGAGCUCCCCCAGGGAUGGCCGUGGGCAGAAUUUUUGCAUUGCAGGGAGUUGGACUAGAUGGACAUUGGACUAGAUCCAAUGUUCUCAAGUGCUUAAGCUAUUGAGUAAUAAACUAGACCUAGUUUACCCCAUAACCUGUGUCUUGCCUCUUUAUUACUGAUGUACUAGCACAACUGCUUUGGGGGGGUUCAUUAGUUAAACUGGGAUCACUUGAACAAGGCUCUCUUUUUGUGUGAGAUACAGUACAGUGAAGGGACACACACACACACACACACACACACACACACUCUAUAAUAAUUAACUAAUUCUUGAGAAAGGCUGCCUUAGAUAAAGAGGGACCUUCGCACCAUGGAUUAGAGGACAGUGUGCUUUGUAGGAAGGAAACGGCUCCUCCUGAAAGGCCCGCAUAGCAUUUGUGGAACUUGAUUUUCUCUCUCUUCACAAGCCUCCCAAAGUCACAGGCAGCCUCAGAGCCGAUCGGGUAUUCAGCACUCAGCCUGAGGACAGAGGAGAAGAGUAUUAGAAAUGGUUCUUUUUGACCUUGACCACCAACUCGGGCAGAAGCAAAGCAGCACAGAAAAAAACCUCACAGUCUCCCACACUGAUCCAGGGAAGCGCACAGACACUGCUUUAAAUCUCUUUCAUCAAUGCUUUAUUAACUAGACCUGUGCUCAGUCCAGAUCACCUCUGCCAUCGUCAAGCAAGCUCUUCUGGGAGGGAUCUCCUCCUUGGUCCAAUUCCAUGCAGGGUGCAUGGAAAAGUGGAAGCACCCACCGGUCCACUCACCACUUAGUCUUUAAGGGCUUCUCCAAGGCUUCCCAUUCCUCCUCCUCCUCCUCUAUUGGCUCUCUCCCACCACCACCACUAGGAAGUGGUCACUCUGCCUGGGCUUAGAUCAUAGCCAUCCCAGACCCCUUGACUAGCCUGCCUCGUAUUCUAAGGAGUGGCAUCAUUCUCUCUCUUCCUCUAUCCUGUCUCUUUCCCUCUCUUCCCUUCUGUCUCAAAGCAGCCUUAUAUCUCCCUUCAUGCCCUUUCUCUGCUCCCCCUUCAGCUUCCCAUCCAGCUCUUGCCUCCUUCUGACCCUCCAACACAGGCAUCCCCCAACUGCAGCCCUCCAGAUGUUUUGGUCUACAACUCCCAUGAUCCCUAGCUAACAGGACCAGUGGUCAGGGAAGAUGGGAAUUGUAGUCCAAAACAUCUGGAGGGCUGAAGUUUGGGGAUGCCUGCAGUCCAACACUUGCCUUAUGGGCUCUUUUCACCUCUCCCUCCUCUAUCCCACUGCCCCUUUGUCUCCUGUCACACACUGGGGUCCUUUCACUUACUCCUGUCCCCCCUUCUACCCAUUUCUGUUCUUCAUCUCUCCAUUUCUCUCUUCUUUGGCUGGCUCCUGACUGCCUGGCAGCUGCCCACCAUGCAGCUUGCUUGUGCCUCCACCCUAGCUGAUUUUUUUUUUGGUUGUUUGCUGAUCUUCAGUUUAGCCCACAAACCUUCAAUUGCCUACAGCCACUUCUACGGCAGGUGAGGAAAGCAGCCACCACCCCAAGCUCUGUUAUCAUGUUAAGCACUUUUCAAUCUUUAUUCAUCUCCACCCAACUUUUGACAAGCAUCUGACUGCGUGUCGAUGACCCGUCACCCGUGUGGAGUAAAUAAGACACAAGGACACGUGAUUUUAGGUUAAUGGGGGAAAACCAGCAAGGUCUUCAGUCUUGAUCCGAUGCAGGCAGGAAGCAAAAGAGAAAUAUCCCUGCCGCCGCAGCCGCUUAAACGGAGCCAGACUCCACCCCCCAGCAAGCCCUAUUGGCCGGCUGAGGAGUAUGAUGCAGUGGCGAGGAGGGGCUAAUGCAGGGGGCCGAACAUGCAGAUGCAGGAAACGGGCCCCGCCCGCAAACCCUCCCCUCUGGAAGGGAGGAGAGGUCGUCUCAUUCCCAUUUCACAGAAGAGGCUCUCCAGUCUGCACAGGGAGCUAUGAAGAGCAAGGUUUCUGGGGCACCAGGAGAGCUUAUGGCUAAUUGGGUUUAGAUAAGCACCUCUGCCCCACCUCGGGGAUUGUCAGGGACUGGCAGGAGACACUGAGGAGUGGUGACUGGAUUCUGAUGAUUGGGCACAGAGAGAAGGGGGUUCGAGAUGGACUUGGAAGAAGGGAUACAUGAGCUGGGGGAAGCUGUAGCAGCCAGGAGAUGAGAGUCAGAGGCAGGAGAAGCUGCAGGACUGGAGAGUGAAGAACAGCUGCAGGAGGAGGGGGAGAUAGGUUAAGCUGGUGUAGAGUCCAUGGCUUCCACACCUGCUCUUCCUGCCCCCACCUCUCCUGCUCCACUGUCUCCCAGGACCAGAAGAGGACUGAAGCAGGAGCUUACACACAGGCAAAUUCUUCGCUUGCUUGCAUGCAGCUUGGGUGGGGGAGAUACAUAAGACAAGAGGGAGGGGGGCUCUCAGUUGCAGCAACUGCCUCUUCAGGUGCACAUCUAGGAGUCGCUGAGAGACGUAGGAGUUGUUGGGAUUCUGGUGAACACAGAGUUAAAGCACACUGGAGGUGUUCUGAUUCUCUGGGUGUCUGCCCACAAGUGAUACAGUAGUACCUCUACUUACAAAUAACUCUACUUAUGAAUUUUUCUACUUACAAAUGGAGCUCCGUCCGCCAUCUUGGAUGCAGUUUAGAUAGGAUUUUUUCUACUUAUGAAUUUUUAGAUAGGGUUGCUUCGACUUACAAUUUUUUUCUCCCAAUGCAUUCCUAUGGGAUUCGACUUACAAAUUUUUUCAACUUACAGAUGUGUGUUUGGAACGCAUUAAAUUCCCACACACCCAAGAAAAUGAAACUUGGAAAGACUUACAUGAUGAAAGCUGUCACUCCAACAGCCCAGAUGUCUGUCUGUGGAACAGCUCCUUUAUCUGCCAGAAGUUCUGAAGCUAAGAAGACACGUUUGUAUUAGGGAAGCUUCCUCAGACAUGCAAACGUUGGCACUUACCAUGAUAAGCUCCUCCCCUGUAGGGAGGAAGGGGAUCCUGUGUGGGCUGUUGCCACCCACCUCUCCACUGGCAGGAAGUCUAACUUUUGAGAGGGGACAGGGUGACCCCCUCACUAGUUCAAUUUGUACGUAAGCUAGUAAACCAAUAGCCAAAAAAAAAAAAAAAAAAAACAACUUAUCAGAAAAAAGGAAGGAAGAGAGCACAAGCUGUUAAGGGAAAAUAACUCA